Acanthochromis polyacanthus (spiny chromis) is the source of this 2374-nucleotide messenger RNA. It is a transcript of the gene uroc1, whose product is annotated as urocanate hydratase 1. NCBI's taxonomy places the organism in Eukaryota, Metazoa, Chordata, Actinopteri, Pomacentridae. The coding region runs from base 86 to 2113 and encodes 675 amino acids. The record is from RefSeq and is a predicted model, not a curated record. The transcript has 19 exons. Gene Ontology annotation, molecular function: urocanate hydratase activity. Gene Ontology annotation, biological process: L-histidine catabolic process.
UUUCCUCCACAGAGGGUUAGAGCUGCCAUCAGCCUCUUUGUCUGUAGGUCUCUGAUCGAGUGUGUGACAGAAAAUACCCACCAGGAUGUCUGAUUUAAAGGAGAUAUGCAGCGGUUUGCCUCUGGACCCUCUGCCAGCUAACAGGGGAAGAGAUCCUAAUGUACCACAUGCACCAAUUAGGACCCCCAACCUGACAGCAGAAGAGGAGCGGUUGGCACUGAGAAAUGCUCUGCGUUAUUUCCCUCCAUCCCAUCAUGCAACGCUGGCGCCGGAGUUUGCUCAAGAGCUGCGGCAGUACGGCCAUAUUUACAUGUACCGCUUCUGUCCUACGUUACGUAUGAGAGCUUAUCCAAUAGAUCAGUACCCGUGUCGCACACGCCAAGCAGCCUCCAUGAUGCUGAUGAUCAUGAACAAUCUGGACCCUGCCGUUGCUCAGUUUCCCCAAGAGCUUGUCACCUAUGGAGGAAAUGGACAGGUGUUCAGUAACUGGGCUCAGUUCCGCCUCGUGAUGCAUUACCUGAGUGAGAUGACAGAGGAGCAAACUCUGGUCAUGUACAGCGGUCACCCCAUGGGCUUGUUCCCCAGCCUGCCCUCCUCACCUCGCGCCAUCAUCACCAACGGCAUGGUUAUUCCAAAUUACUCCUCCAGAGAUCAGUAUGAGAAGAUGUUUGCACUUGGUGUUUCAAUGUAUGGUCAAAUGACAGCAGGCAGCUACUGCUACAUUGGGCCUCAGGGGAUUGUUCACGGCACUAUGCUGACGGUGCUGAAUGCCGGUCGGAGGUACCUGGGCUCUGGUGACUUGAGGGGUCGUGUGUUUGUGACCUCAGGCCUGGGAGGCAUGAGUGGAGCUCAGGCUAAAGCUGCUGUCAUUUCCGGCUGUAUUGGUGUUAUUGCGGAGGUGGAUGAGGCGCCUCUGAGAAAGAGACACGAGCAGGGCUGGCUGAUGGAGGUCACCAGCAGCAUGGAGCAAUGCAUCAAACGCAUCAGAGAAGCCAGAAGAUCCAAGACUCCUCUCAGUCUGGGUUACCAUGGCAACAUCGUUGACUUGUGGGAGAGGCUCGUGCUGGAGUUUGAGCGGACCGGAGAGCUGCUGGUGGACCUGGGCUCAGACCAGACCUCACUUCACAACCCGUACAAUGGAGGCUACUACCCAGUCCAGCUCAGCUUCAGACAGGCCAACCAGCUCAUGUCCACAGAUCCUGACCGCUUCCGAAGCAUUGUCCAAGAAAGCCUCCGGAGACAAAUAACGGCUAUCAACAAGUUGUCUGAUGCAGGUAUGUUCUUCUGGGAUUAUGGCAACGCAUUCCUGCUGGAGGCCCAAAGAGCUGGUGCGGAUGUCAAAAAAGUUGGUGGGGGAGCAACAGAGUUCCGCUAUCCUUCAUAUGUCCAGCACAUUAUGGGGGACAUUUUUUCUUUGGGCUUUGGCCCGUUUCGCUGGGUUUGCACAUCUGGUGACCCCCAAGAUCUCGCUGUAACUGACAACAUUGCAGCUACUGUCCUGGAGGAAAUCAGUGCCAGUGUGUCCGAUCGUAUCAAACAGCAGUACAGUGACAACAUCCGCUGGAUCAGAGAGGCUGGAAAACACAAAAUGGUUGUGGGAUCCCAAGCCAGAAUCCUUUACUCCGACCAAAAGGGACGAGUCUGCAUCGCUUUGGCUAUCAACCAGGCUAUCGCUGAUGGAAGAGUUUCAGCACCAGUGGUUAUCAGCAGAGACCACCAUGAUGUCAGCGGCACUGACAGCCCCUUCAGAGAGACCUCUAAUGUGUACGAUGGUUCUGCUUUCUGUGCAGAUAUGGCCGUCCAGAACUUUGUCGGUGAUGCCUUCAGAGGUGCCACAUGGGUGGCCCUGCACAAUGGAGGUGGUGUUGGCUGGGGCGAGGUAAUGAACGGAGGAUUCGGUUUGCUGCUGGACGGCUCAGAGGAGGCGGCAAAGCGUGCCAGGCUGAUGCUCAACUGGGACGUCUCUAAUGGGGUGGCUCGUCGCUGCUGGUCUGGAAACUCGAAUGCUUACGAGACCAUCCAGCGCACCAUGGAGGGCGACAGGCAGCUGCGUGUCACUAUGCCUUUUCCUGUGCAGGAUGAGCACGUGCUGGACCGUGCACUGCAGGGAUAGACAACACUGUCGCAUAAUGUAGAAGGCCUCAUCCACAUGUUGAAAUCAGACACCAUAACCCCCACAAAGGCAGCUCAAUACACUGAAAACCCGUCAAUACUGCAGAUGUUAAUAAAUCAGUCACAAUGAAAUAAGCUGUCUGCCUUGAAGACACAGAACACUACUCAGCUGUUAAUAAUUUAUAAGCAAUAAUAUAUUCUGUAUUUUAGUGAUGGAAAUGAAACUGUCAGUCUUUAUUAAUAAUAAAUUCAAGAUGAGUUA